Molecule: messenger RNA, 522 nt
Organism: Eruca vesicaria subsp. sativa (arugula)
Lineage: Eukaryota; Viridiplantae; Streptophyta; Magnoliopsida; Brassicales; Brassicaceae
Source: the annotation of a GenBank genome assembly
AUGAUUGAAUCGGUUAGGUAUGAGCACCGUCUCAUUGAUGAUAUGGUGGCGUACGCUUUGAAGAGCGAGGGAGGGUAUGUGUGGGCAUGCAAAAACUAUGAUGGUGAUGUCCAAAGCGAUUUCCUGGCACAAGGGUUCGGGUCUCUUGGGCUGAUGACAUCUGUUCUGGUCUGCCCGGAGGGGAAGACAAUUGAAGCUGAAGCAGCUCAUGGAACCGUUACCCGUCACUACAGGGUUCACCUGAAAGGUGGCGAGACCAGCACAAACAGCAUAGCCUCCAUCUUUGCUUGGACUCGUGGACUUGCACACUGGGCUAAGUUAGAUGACAACUCAAAGCUCUUGGAGUUUACUGAGAAGCUUGAAGCUGCUUGUGUCGGUACAGUGGAAUCUGGAAAAAUGACCAAAGAUCUUGCUCUCAUCAUUCACGGCUCAAAGCUAUCGAGGGACACUUACCUGAACACGGAGGAGUUCAUCGAUGCAGUUGCUGAUGAGCUCAAAACAAGACUCGGCGUCAAAGCUUAA